Messenger RNA from Penicillium argentinense, 1554 nucleotides. It is a transcript of the gene trpE, whose product is annotated as anthranilate synthase TRP2. Gene Ontology annotation, biological process: L-tryptophan biosynthetic process. The record is from RefSeq and is a predicted model, not a curated record. The coding region runs from base 1 to 1554 and encodes 517 amino acids. The transcript has 3 exons. Lineage: Eukaryota; Fungi; Ascomycota; Eurotiomycetes; Eurotiales; Aspergillaceae. Gene Ontology annotation, molecular function: anthranilate synthase activity.
AUGCGCAUGCCCAUGACUCAGAUCGCCAACGUCCCGUCGCUCGAGACGGCGCAGGAGGUUAUCUCCAAGUCGAGAAACUCCCAAUUCCCCCCAAAUUUGCUUCCGAUCACGGCCUCGAUCCCGGCAGACCUUUUGACUCCCACAUUGGCCUACCUGAAGAUUGCGGAGAAUUCCCGACUGUCUUUCUUGUAUGAGAGUGCGGCGACCACAGAGACCAUUGGGCGAUACAGUUUCGUUGGUGCCGAUCCCAGAAAGGUGCUCAAGACUGGCGCUGGACAUGGCCCCGAAGCCGACCCCCUCCCCUUCCUCGAGGAAGAGCUCUCCCAGUACCGUGUGGCGUCGGUGCCCGGGUUGGUCCUUCCGCCGCUGACUGGUGGCGCCAUUGGAUAUGUCGGUUAUGACUGUGUUCGAUACUUCGAGCCCAAGACUGCCCGGCCUACAAAGGAUGUUCUCGGUGUUCCGGAGUCCUUCUUCAUGCUGUUUGACACUAUCGUCGCUUUCGACCACUUUUUCCAGGUCGUCAAGGUUAUCAGCUAUAUCCCGAUUCCCGCGAAUGAUGCCGAUAUCGAGGCCGAAUACCACAAGGGCCAGGCGGCUAUCCAGAAGACUAUUGAGACUCUGCUGCAGGACCGUACACCCCUACCCCCGCAGGGACCCAUUAAGCAGGACCAGGAAUAUACCUCCAACAUCGGCCAGGAGGGCUACGAGAACCACGUCAAGAAGUUGAAGGAGCACAUCGCCAAGGGCGAUAUUUUCCAGACUGUUCCCUCGCAACGGCUAUCUCGACCCACCACUCUCCACCCUUACAAUCUCUUCCGCCACCUCCGCACCGUCAACCCCUCUCCCUACCUCUUCUACAUCGACUGCCAGGACUUCCAGCUCGUGGGUGCUAGCCCAGAGCUCCUCGUGAAGGAAGACCGCGGGCGCAUUAUCACUCACCCCAUUGCCGGAACAGUGAAGCGUGGUAAGACAUUGGAAGAGGAUACCGCGCUGGCCAACGAGCUGCGCAGCAGUCUGAAGGAUCGUGCCGAGCACGUCAUGCUGGUCGACCUGGCCCGCAACGACGUCAACCGCGUGUGCGACCCGAUCACCACCCAGGUGGACCGGUUGAUGGUCGUCGAGAAGUUCUCUCACGUCCAGCAUCUCGUCUCGCAGGUUUCCGGUGUCCUGCGACCAGGCAAAACUCGUUUCGAUGCUUUCCGGUCUAUUUUCCCUGCCGGAACAGUAUCUGGUGCACCCAAGGUGCGAGCUAUGCAGCUGAUUGCCGAGUUGGAAGGUGAGAAGCGCGGUGUCUACGCCGGUGCUGUCGGUUACUUCGGAUACAACAUCGCCAACACGGAUGGUACAAGCGAGGAGCCCGGUGCCAUGGAUACCUGCAUUGCUCUCCGUACAAUGAUGGUCAAGGACGGCGUCGCCUAUCUGCAAGCAGGUGGUGGUAUCGUCUUUGAUUCGGACCCGUACGAUGAGUACAUGGAGACGAUUAAUAAGUUGGGUGCCAACAUUGCUUGUAUCCGUGGUGCGGAAGCGAAGUAUCUGAGCAUGGAGUCAAAAUAG